Messenger RNA from Owenia fusiformis, 434 nucleotides. Lineage: Eukaryota; Metazoa; Annelida; Polychaeta; Sabellida; Oweniidae. The record is from the annotation of a GenBank genome assembly.
UCCAAAAGUUCUUGUUACAGCUCUGGCUUUGUGUAUUGCCAUAUUUGUGCGGGGCUCAUCUGCAACUGUUGGCUAUGAAGUUUGGGUGUGGACGAGCGAUGUCUGGUGGGCUGGUACCGAUGCCAAUGUCUUCGUUAUUCUUUAUGGACAUACGGGCACUUCGGGUAGCUUGAUAUUGGACUCGCCUAUUAAUGACUUUGAAAGGGGGAGUGUUGGAGCCUACUCGAUGGACACGGGUGUUGAUUAUGGUGUCAUAACUAAAAUACGCAUAGGACAUGAUAACGCUGGCAAUAGUGCGGGUUGGAAGUUUGCAAUGGCUCAGGUGACUGACCGUCAAAGUGGAACAGUGACAACGUUUACUUGUGAUUGCUGGGUGGAAAACUCACCAUAUUAUGUAGAACCUUUAGCGAUUGAAGUGAAUGGAGUUUGGAGUG